AUGACGACUGUUGAGCAGCCAGCUCGCCAUAUUCAUUUCAGCUCAAACUACUCGACUCAAUCCUCAACCUUGCCGGUUCCCGUCCUCACGACCAGCGCUCCGGACGCUGACGCUUCUCCUGACCUAAUGGAUACAAGUUCCGACAACGCCGCCAGGGAUUCUCAGAAUGCUAGUCCCAGAGGCGACAAGCAGGCCAUGCAAUCUGAUCAAGACAAUCAAUCUAACCUGCGGAAUGGAGCUAUCGGUCAACACGCAGUCGGCGCUGCUGCUGCGGCACAGCAGCCUAAGGCCAUCAGCGCAGCUUUCAUCCACAAACUAUACAGCAUGCUCGAAGACCAGAGUAUACAACAUUUGAUUUCGUGGUCCAGCACCAACGAAAGCUUUGUCAUGUCACCUUCAACCGAGUUCUCUAAAGUGCUAGCGUCAUACUUCAAGCACACAAAUAUUUCAUCUUUCGUCCGUCAAUUAAAUAUGUACGGCUUUCACNNAAAGGUAACAAUUCUGACUUGUAUUGGCGAGCACGAGCUAAUGCCGGACCAAAUAGUCAGCGACGUUUUCCAUACAGGAUCUCCCGAUUCACCUUUAUGGGAAUUCAAACACGGCGCCAACAAUUUCAGAAGAGGCGACCUGAACGGAUUGAGGGAUAUCAAACGCCGGGCUUCGAGGCACACUUUGAUACAUCGUGAUUCCUUCUCAAACGCGACACCCAAGAUGACGCUUCAACCACCGCCGCCACCUCCUCCUGGCGCACCAAUGGAGCCACCAAUGCCGGAUCCUGUCGAAGCUCGGCUUAGCAUGCUAGAAUUCAACCUCCAGGACGUGUACGCAAGGUUGGCAAGAUCAGAAGAUGCAUACGCCAAUCUCAGUGCCAAAUGUCAGAUGUUGUCCGAAGGAUUGGCAAGGUGUCACUACGUGAGUUUCGUGCAAGCGAUAUGUAUAUCAGUUACUGACGACAAGCUANNGUGGAGUGGAGAGCUGUCUUCUCAGCUGCUGGGAAUGGUCCCUGACCCGGAGAACGCCAUUCACAGAGAUAUAUCCGCAUUGCGCGCCGAGAUCAACAGGAAUGCGGAUAUCCUGAGGUCGCACGAAGUGCCGCAUGAAAACUUGCAGCCAUCUCGUCCUCCGUACAUGACUGCGCCUUCUUACGACCAUGGCGGUCCUGUCUCUCCCCGUCAGCAAGCAAUGGAUGCUUCUCGCAGACCCUCGUUGCAACCGACUUCUCGCGCUUCUUCCUUCAGGGCACCCAUGCCUCCCCAUAUGACAGCAUCACCUCAUAGAUUUGGUUCUCUUAGCGGUCCCUCUGGUCCACCAUCGCCUUCCUCUAGACAGCCUGCACCUCCGCCACCACCGCCGCCAACUUACACAACAACGCUUCCACCUCCACCGCCACCACCGCCUGCAGGCCAGGCAUCCUUGCAACAUCGCCCAGCAUCUCCUCCCAUGAACCUUUCCCGACGUCACACUUCUGCGGACAUUAGACUACAAGGAUGGAACGGUCCGCCUCACGCAAUUCCUCCACCACCCCCACCUGCGCAUGGAACCUCUCCCUUCACGACAGGAGGGCAGAGCUCUGCACCGUGGCCUACGUCUNNCCCCUUCCGCCAGGGCAACAAUGAAGGGCAGCAAAUCAGGGAUACUCUGGCGCAAUACGAGCUACCACGUGCGACUUCCAGACUUGGCUCCCGACAGACGACGCCGCCUGACUCGGGUCCUCCAUCGUACGCCAACAACAGUAGUGAAGCCGGAUGGCAGCUUCCUGGGCCGAAGUUCUCGUUCAAAGGUGUUGAAGCUUCAGCACCCGGGACUCGUCGAAGUAGUAUGGCUAGCAAUGUGCACUCCCUGCUCAACCCUACAGCAGAUUCGAAUCACGAGCGGGACGGAGAAGACGGGCCCGAAGACAGGAAGCGUAAGAGACUAGGAUAG
Molecule: messenger RNA, 1923 nt
Organism: Aureobasidium musti
Lineage: Eukaryota; Fungi; Ascomycota; Dothideomycetes; Dothideales; Saccotheciaceae
Source: the annotation of a GenBank genome assembly